Synchiropus splendidus (mandarinfish) is the source of this 3896-nucleotide messenger RNA. It is a transcript of the gene ppm1la, whose product is annotated as protein phosphatase, Mg2+/Mn2+ dependent, 1La. Gene Ontology annotation, biological process: negative regulation of canonical NF-kappaB signal transduction; positive regulation of canonical Wnt signaling pathway; protein dephosphorylation. The coding region runs from base 499 to 1590 and encodes 363 amino acids. Lineage: Eukaryota; Metazoa; Chordata; Actinopteri; Syngnathiformes; Callionymidae. Gene Ontology annotation, molecular function: cation binding; protein serine/threonine phosphatase activity. The record is from RefSeq and is a predicted model, not a curated record. Gene Ontology annotation, cellular component: nucleus; cytosol. The transcript has 4 exons.
ACCAAAAAACAACCCGUCGUAAACGGCUGCUUUACUCAGCGAAUACAAUGAAUUUCCUGUUCGACUGGUUAUGCGGAAUGGAAGGGUGAGUGUGUUUCGCUGAUUUAUUGCGUUUAUAGACGCAUAGGAGAGAACAGGGUCAACCCGGCGGAAAAGGAGGACAACCCGGAGAGCAGAUCUUCGACUAUUGUCCUGUGGCGUCUCCCUCCUGGGUGGGUGUUGCCCCCCCACUUGCCCCCCCACUUGCCUUACAAUGGACUGAGGGGAGUGGGAUAAGGUGCAGGGUGACGGAAGGAAGCGAUGUGGCUGGAUCUCCCGGCUCGCUGCCUGGUCAGUGAUGCGCCAAACGCGAGCGAACCCCGUCAGUAAGGCCUGUGGUGCAGCCGUUUAAAGCGCAGAGUCGCUCGCUCGCCCGCCGUGAGUCGCGUCUUUUCAUCGGCCUGCCGUCCGGAUGGAGUGACUUGUGACUCGAGUCAGACUGCAGUUUGGUGGCGUGUGAUGAUAGGAGACACAAUGACGCUCCUGUCUCUCCUGGGUCGGAUCAUGCGCUAUUUUCUCCUGAGGCCGGAGACCUUGUUCCUGCUGUGCAUCAGCCUGGCGCUGUGGAGCUACUUCUUCCACACGGACGAGGUGAAGACCAUCGUCAAGUCCAGCCGGGACGCGGUGAAGAUGGUGAAAGGGAAAGUGGCGGAGAUGAUGCAGAACGAGCGGCUGGGAGGCCUCAGCGUGCUGGACGCCGAGUUCUCCAAGACCUGGGAGUUCAAGAACAACAACGUCGCUGUCUAUUCCAUCCAAGGCAGGCGGGAUCACAUGGAGGACCGCUAUGAAGUUCUCACCGACAUCACCAACAAGAGCCACCCGUCAAUCUUCGGGAUCUUUGACGGCCACGGUGGAGAGGCUGCAGCUGACUACGUGAAGGCUCAUCUGCCUGAGUCUCUGAAGCAGCAGCUGCAGGCGUUUGAGAAGGAGAAGAGAGAGAGCUCCCUGUCUUACGCCAGCAUCCUCGAGCAGAAGAUCUUAAACGUGGACCGUGAGAUGCUGGACAAACUCUCCGCGAACCACGACGAAGCAGGAACCACGUGUCUGGUGGCACUGCUGUCAGACAGGGAGCUCACCGUGGCCAACGUGGGCGACUCUCGUGGAGUGUUGUGUGACAAAGACGGGAACGCUGUUGCUCUAUCGCAUGACCAUAAACCUUACCAACUGAAGGAGCGCAAGAGGAUCAAGAGGGCAGGAGGCUUUAUCAGUUUCAAUGGCUCCUGGAGAGUUCAGGGAAUCCUCGCCAUGUCUCGAUCGCUUGGCGACUACCCCUUGAAAAACCUCAACGUCGUCAUCCCCGACCCCGACAUCACGACCUUUGACCUGGACAAACUGCAGCCGGAGUUCAUGAUCCUGGCGUCCGACGGCCUGUGGGACGCCUUCAGCAAUGAGGAGGCGGUUCGAUUCGUCCGCGAGCGCCUGGACGAGCCUCACUUCGGCGCCAAGAGCAUCGUGCUCCAGUCCUUCUACCGCGGUUGCCCGGACAACAUCACCGUCAUGGUGGUGAAGUUCAAAAGCGGAGCUGGAGGUAACAGCAAGGCAGCAGAGUAGGAGCACGAGGAAUGUGAUAAAGCCUAACCCCCAACUCUCUGCGAGCUCUGGACGGAGCGAGGUUCACAAAUGUACCACUCAAUCCUCAAAUGAAUUGAGCAACCAGGUCAAUCAGACCUCAGUUGGAAAAUUACAUUUUAACAACAAGCAUUUGAUAUUUUUCUAUACUUAAAAAUACACAAUUUUGGUCUCAGUUCUGCUGUCUUGCAUCUUUAGAUCGACUUAGGUGCUCGGAUUACUGCAGCUAAUAAACACACUUGGAAACGGGAAAAGCAUUUGAGGAUUUGGUCGCACGUUUUAAAAUGAAAAUAUUUGCACUUGUGGACCUUUUUCCUCUGGAAAUAGCCCCACAACUUCUCCUUCAAGGCGGAAGUCAAACCAGAGUGUUGCUGAGUUUAGAACUCACUGCAACAUCUGACCUUCCGAUUUUUCAUCUCUUAACAGCAAGUUCCAACUUCUAAUUCCGACUUUCAGCUUCCACAUAGCGAAUAGAGAAGCAGGAUAAGAUAAUGCUUUCACACUCAGUUCCAGCCAUUUAUUUUGUGAGCACUUUCAAAACAUUUUUUUUGAAAAACCACUGAACUACGACUUCAAAAACUACCCAUUUUAAAGAUGGCUGCCAUUAACCCCGCUAGAUAACAGGCCAGGGUGCGUGGUUUCUUCGGCUUGAUCAUAUGUUGGUGGCACAGAUGCUUCAGGACCUCAGAAGAAAUGCACUUGAGCUCAUUCAAACAGAUCGUCCGACGACUCCUAUUCAGACGACAAAAUUUGGCACCUUCUCCAAGGGCUAAAUCAGAGCGACUUCUCUUUGAAGUCUUCUUCAAAGCGGCGCUGGAAUCUGGCUCAUCAUCACGCGCAGUCGCAGAGGGUGUCCUUCUUUCUUUUCGUGCUGCUUCUCCCAGGACCUUCAUGUUUUGGAGGCCAGGAGCUUGUCAGGCAGAGCCCCAUUUCAUUUCUCUACCAUCGUGGAGUCAUGGCACAUUUGUUUUGCAACUGGCUUUCUUUCCUUUUCUGACACAGUUGGUUAGACUAGAAUUGUCCCCAUGUUGACAAUUUUCAGUUCUAAAUCUCAGCCCUUUUCCAACUUCUAAUAAACUCUUGGCCGCAGCUCCAGAUCCUAUUGAAGGAGGAGCUGUCCUUGAACGUAGCGAGCGUAACACGAACGUGUAUCCCAUAAAUCAUGGUGAAUGAAGGAGGCGGCAAUAUGAUCUUGGGACAGAAAUCGAGGUGCAGCUAUCUGUCUUUUUCUGAAAAGCUUGGCAUUCACGGUCCUGAAUUGACCUUUGUUUUUAUCCUUGUGUUGGAUUGUCACGUUUUAUUGUGGGAGGGGGUUAUACCUCGUAGUAGAAAUACACUGGUUGAAUGGCGGAGUAAAUCCCUCGCUUAGGUGAGUGAAAAAACUGCCAUCAUCCCAGCCCUGCUGUUGCAUAUUAGAACAAAGGUUUUAGGUGCAGUGGGUGCAGCGGCAGCCAAGUAUUUUCCCGUUUCUUGACGUACUCUUACAAUACAGACCUGAACUCUUUACCAGCACACCUACUGUGACCCAUGACCUGCACUCCUCUGGAAGCCCGUGGCGGCUGCUAACUAGUGCCUAACUUAACAAUGACUGUGCGAUGACAACACCGAGAUCAGGAUGACUUGGGUGAACGUUUCCAAAUGCACUACAAUGAAAUCUUCAGUUGUAGCAGAACCUCUGUAUAUUAAGGUUACAAUGCUGACUCACCAGUAUGCAUUAGUUGACCCUGGACUUCCAUCCCUUCACAACCAUCUCGGGUUCCUUCACCUCUCUUUUAUAUCGACUUGCGUUGGAGUAGGCUGUAUGUAGGCAUGUGCUUUAGAUGAAACACGCUCAUCCACAAUCAAGUAACUGACGCUGACCUUUCACCCAGGAAGCACAGUCCAGUAUUUUCUACGUGAAACCUGAAUAAUGACUUUGGUUUUCCGCGUGGCUGCGGCCGUAGCGUAACGUGAUCUGCUCCUGUAGCAAUACAACGGGUGUCAACAUCAACGGCAGCAGCAGUUUCCUCUCAAACUUGAUUCUUGCUUUGAACUGAUACGACUUGUAACAACUCCGUAUCAUGACUCAACCGAAUGCCUUAUUUAUUAUUAUAUUUUUGGGCUGUGGCCGACUGUGUAUUCAUAUAUUUUGUCCUUCUGUUAUUAAGAAGUUAAAAAAAACAACUCUGUCUCUUUAAAUAAAGGGACAGUCUGUUGCUGUUGUUGAAAUGAUGUGUAAAAACUACUGUAAAAAGUUUCUGUAUGCAAACUAUCAGUAAUGAUUGGACUAUUUCAAUAAACUAUAUUCA